GAUAAGAAGUGAGAGUUCCAAGUCUUUGUUCCAGCACAAUGACACGGAAAAAGCCGCAACCACGGCCAUGCAAGUCGUCAAUAAAAGUGACGAGGAAAUGACAAAGAAGACAGAAUUCUCUCAACUCCAUCUGGAGAUCUCUGGCCAGUGGAACAGUGUCACUCAUGAAUGCCUGGUGGACGAGGACUGUGGCGAACUGAAGUAUUGUUGGUAUGAGAUGGACAACUCCAAGUGCCUGCCCUGCAUACCAACUGACAUGCCCUGUACUAAAGACGAGGAGUGCUGCUCCAAACAGACGUGUGUUUGGGGCCAGUGUACGGUCAACGCCACUCAGGGAACGGAAGGAACAAUCUGUCAGGGUCAGAGUGACUGCAGACCAGACCUCUGCUGUGCUUUCCAACGAGAGCUUUUAUUCCCGGUGUGCAACCCCAAACCAGGAAAAGGGGAGUCCUGCCUGAACCAACCCAACCUGUUGAUGGACAUGCUGGCCUGGGAUCAGGAGGGUCCUCGCGACAACUGCCCCUGUGCCAAUGACCUGCAGUGCCAAAUGAACGGACGUGGAUCUGUCUGUGGAGAGUAGAAAUGGAAAUAGUGGAGUACAAUAAAACAUGUCCUGAAGUUAAA
Nerophis ophidion (straightnose pipefish) is the source of this 624-nucleotide messenger RNA. Its product is annotated as dickkopf-related protein 3-like. Gene Ontology annotation, biological process: negative regulation of canonical Wnt signaling pathway; multicellular organism development. The transcript is spliced from 6 exons. Gene Ontology annotation, molecular function: receptor antagonist activity; co-receptor binding. The record is from RefSeq and is a predicted model, not a curated record. The coding region runs from base 68 to 580 and encodes 170 amino acids. Lineage: Eukaryota; Metazoa; Chordata; Actinopteri; Syngnathiformes; Syngnathidae. Gene Ontology annotation, cellular component: extracellular region.